Molecule: messenger RNA, 1764 nt
Organism: Jaculus jaculus (lesser Egyptian jerboa)
Lineage: Eukaryota; Metazoa; Chordata; Mammalia; Rodentia; Dipodidae
Gene: Prtfdc1
Product: phosphoribosyl transferase domain containing 1
Exons: 9
Coding region: 58-735 (225 amino acids)
Biological process (GO): purine ribonucleoside salvage
Molecular function (GO): hypoxanthine phosphoribosyltransferase activity
Source: RefSeq, a predicted model, not a curated record
CUCUGCCUCCGGAGCCUUCCCGCGCGCGGCUUCCUGCCCACUUUCCCCGGGAGAAACAUGGCCGGGAGCAGUGAGAAGGCGCCAGACUCCGGGCGAGGCGUCGUGAUUAUGGAUAAUUGGCCAGGAUAUGACUUGAAUUUGUUCACAUACCCACAACACUACUAUGGAGAUUUGGAAUCUGUGCUCAUACCUCAUGGCAUCAUAGUGGACAGAAUUGAGCGGCUGGCUAAGGAUAUCAUGAAAGACAUAGGCUAUUGUGACAUUAUGGUCCUGUGUGUGCUAAAAGGAGGUUACAAAUUCUGUGCCGAUCUUGUAGAACAUCUUAAGAACAUCAGCAGGAAUUCAGACCGAUUUGUCUCUAUGAAGGUCGAUUUCAUCAGACUGAAAAGUUACAAGAAUGAUCAAUCUAUGGGUGAGAUGCAGAUAAUUGGAGGCGAGGAUCUCUCAACGCUGACUGGAAAGAAUGUUCUUAUUGUUGAGGACGUUGUUGGAACUGGGAGGACCAUGACGGCCCUGCUCGGCAGUAUAGAGAAAUACAAGCCCAACAUGGUGAAGGUGGCCAGUUUGUUGGUGAAGAGAACCACCAGGAGUGACGGCUUUAGACCUGACUAUGCUGGAUUUGAGAUUCCAGAUGUAUUUGUGGUGGGAUAUGCCUUAGACUACAAUGAAUACUUCAGAGAUCUGAACCACAUAUGCAUCAUCAAUGAGCAUGGCAAAGAGAAGUAUCGAGUCUGAAGAAGCAGGUUCCUGCUGUCAAAAUUCCGCUAGGCAUUCUUGCGGCUAUACUCAGAAAGCCACCAUGGAAAGUCUGUCUCCAGGCACCUUCACUUAGCAGGAUAGAAAAGGGGAAAAAAAUUUUUUUAAGAGAGAACUUUCUUUCCUGAGAAAACAUAUAUGAAACGUACCUAAGGCUCUUAAGGAAAAGCAGUGCUUAGCAUUGACCUAUUCCAAGUGAAAUGCUCCGCGAAGUGACUCACAGCUCUCUGCACCUUCACACACUAGAGUCACGAUUACUGUUCCCAGGAAUACCCCCACCUAGUUACUCAAAUAUUUUCCACAUAGCAUUUUUAAUACUCUGUUUUUUAUAACAUUUUACAGUAUUAAGAGCCUGCAAACCAUUUUAGCUUUAGCCCUGAGCCCAUAUGCUAGGACUGCAACUAGGUUCCCACACGGAAAGAGGAAGGACAGCUUAAUAUGAAUUCCUGUUUGCACGUUUCUGACAGGACGUUAUUAUCUGCUUUGACAAAGCCUUCAGAAACACUGGGUAUGAUGAAUUUUAAUGAUGUUAUGAAAUGAGUCGUCGCCGGGUGCUCUUGAUCUGUACUUCCGGUGUGUGAUGACAGCGUGUCAUGCAUGCAUGGAUGUAUUCAACUGUGUUUAAUACUCUGAAUUUUAAUUAGGAGAAAAAAAGACCACAAUGGCAGAAAGGUUCCAAUUUCUCAAGCUGAAUCCCCUUUUAUUCAGGUGUGACAUGAGAAAAUGGUGGAACUGAGAGGGGGUGUUUUCAAGAUAAAAACUAAGUGAGUGCAGAUUUUCCCUCUUACUUGUAUCAAGAACAAAACUCCGGUGACUGCUGUUCUAAGCAUGAACACAAGCAGAAUCAUGUCACUGAGGGUCCUUACAAGACAUCACACAAACUGAGUGGCCACAGGAAGCAAGCCCACAUACAGAAGUUUCUCUCAAUAACACUUUUAAGAUUGUCACCACUGUAUGAGAGUUCCAGAUUUCUAGGACAUUUUAAUUGAAAAUAAACUUGAGAGUCAA